This is a messenger RNA of Medicago truncatula (barrel medic), 1732 nucleotides long. Its product is annotated as amino acid permease 3. Lineage: Eukaryota; Viridiplantae; Streptophyta; Magnoliopsida; Fabales; Fabaceae. Bases 131 to 1564 code for a protein of 477 amino acids. The record is from RefSeq and is a predicted model, not a curated record. The transcript has 6 exons.
CAGGUAAUAAGGGCCGACAAUUUUCGUCCCAUAACCUUUAUUUGUGUCAAUUGUUGGGAUGAACAAAACAACAUUAUCAAUUUAUAUUCUCUCAAUUAUUUGGUUAAAUGUAUGAACUGCCCCAUACAUUAUGUUGGAAGAAGAAAUUGUAAGAAACCGGAGCCAUUCCAUAGAUGGUAUCCCUUCACAACUUGAUCCUGAAUACUUCGAUGACGAUGGUCGUCCUAAACGAACAGGAACAAUAUGGACAACAAGCUCUCAUAUAAUAACAGCUGUGAUUGGGUCUGGGGUGCUAUCCUUAGCAUGGGCUACUGCACAAUUGGGUUGGAUUGGUGGUCCUUUGGCGAUGAUUCUUUUCAGCCUCAUCACUUUGUAUACUUCAUCAAUGCUAGCUGAAUGUUAUCGUUGUGGAGAUCCUGUGUAUGGAAAGAGAAGCUAUACUUUUGUGGAUGCAGUUCGUAGCAUUCUUGGCGGGCGCCAAUACACGGUUUGUGGAAUAGUUCAGUACAUGUAUCUUUAUGGCAGUGCAAUAGGAUACUCGAUUGCAGCUCCCAUCAGCAUGAUGGAAAUAAAAAAGUCUAGAUGUCUCCAUUUAUCAGGAGGAAAAGAUCCAUGUCACAUUUCAAGCAACCCAUACAUGAUCGGUUUUGGAGUAAUCGAAAUUUUCGUUUCUCAAAUUCCAGAGUUUCAUAAUACGUGGUGGCUCUCAGUAAUAGCUGCAAUAAUGUCUUUUGGCUAUUCCACAAUUGGCGUCUUUUUAGCAAUUUCUCAAACAGCAGAAAAUGGUACCUUCAAGGGUACUCUCACUGGAGGAAGCACUGAAAAUGUGUCAACAACAACAGAAGUGUGGGGAAUUUUCCAAGCUCUUGGUGACAUAGCCUUUGCUUAUUCAUACUCUCAAAUUCUCAUUGAAAUUCAGGACACCAUAAAAAGUCCACCAUCCGAAAUAAAAACGAUGAAGAAUGCAGCAGCUUUAAGUGUUGCUGUCACUACAGCAUUUUAUUUGCUUUGUGGCUGCAUGGGCUAUGCUGCAUUCGGAGAACAAGCACCAGGGAACUUGCUCACUGGAUUUAGUAUGUACAAUCCAGCCUGGCUCAUCGAUUUUGCGAAUGCUGCCGUCGUAAUCCACCUUGUGGGAGCAUACCAAGUAUAUGUUCAACCUGUCUUUGCCUUCGUAGAGAAAGGAGCAGCAAAAAGAUGGCCCCAAACAAAAGUGGAACACAAAAUUCCAAUCCCGGGUUUUCGUCCUUACAAUCUAAAUCUAUUUAGAUUAGUUUGGAGAACAGCAUUUAUGAUCCUAACUACUUUUGUUGCAAUGUUGAUUCCUUUUUUUAAUGAUGUUCUGGGAUUUCUUGGAGCAGUGGGAUUUUGGCCUUUGACAGUUUAUUAUCCAGUGGAGAUGUAUAUCUUGCAAAGGAAGAUCCCAAAAUGGAGUCCUAAAUGGAUUUUGUUGCAAAUCAUAAGUGUUAUAUGCUUUAUUGUAUCGGGUGCGGCUGCUCUUGGCUCAACCGCCAGUAUUAUAGAGGACCUAAAGCAUUACAAGCCAUUCAGCUCAGAGUAUUGAGCCUCACAAGCAACAUCUACUGCCUCCUUUGUUUGCAAAUGAGAAAAGCUGUUGCGGGCAAAGGUGGUUGUGGUCUGUUAGUCUGUAUAUAAUUGUAUGUAUUGUAUAUAGAGUAAUGCAAUGUCAAUAUUACAUUUUCCUUAGAAUCUUCAAUUUUACAUGCGAAUA